Molecule: messenger RNA, 420 nt
Organism: Penicillium concentricum
Lineage: Eukaryota; Fungi; Ascomycota; Eurotiomycetes; Eurotiales; Aspergillaceae
Exons: 1
Coding region: 1-420 (139 amino acids)
Source: RefSeq, a predicted model, not a curated record
AUGCCCAUCCCACUCAAAGAUACGCCGAAUGAGGCCGAUUUGGAAAGGUCUGGAAACAUCAACGCCCUUCGGCGCGAACGCUGGCGUCUCUGGGAGAAUGAAAAAUCGAAUGUCAAGGCCGAUUUUAAUAUCUAUAGCCUUGUCCAGACGGAGGUCAACCUUCGGGAGAAUAUUCAGCGGGAGAUGGCCCUCGAACACAAGCUGGCAGCCUGUCAAAAGGAACUCGCCACCAAUCCAAGUCUCAAUCUUGUCACUCGUGUUCGAGACUUGGAUGCGGAGAUCUCAAAGCUAAAUGAAAACUAUUGCCGCCUGGAACAGAGAUGGUCGUCGGCCAGGGCUUCAUUCCCGGAAGGCCCGUUAACCCGAGGAAUCGAAUUAUGGCGAUCACACCCAAGGUGGUAUAUGCAUCGCGAGUUAUGA